This is a messenger RNA of Condylura cristata (star-nosed mole), 5950 nucleotides long. RefSeq names its product hyperpolarization activated cyclic nucleotide gated potassium channel 1 (gene HCN1). Gene Ontology annotation, cellular component: membrane. Gene Ontology annotation, biological process: transmembrane transport; potassium ion transport. The record is from RefSeq and is a predicted model, not a curated record. Gene Ontology annotation, molecular function: voltage-gated potassium channel activity. The coding region runs from base 1 to 3255 and encodes 1084 amino acids. The transcript is spliced from 15 exons. Lineage: Eukaryota; Metazoa; Chordata; Mammalia; Eulipotyphla; Talpidae.
AUGCUUUCAAGUUACAUUUUGCUGUACCUUGAAGUGGUAUAUAAUGAGCACAAAAACAAUAAAGUUUCACUGCAUGCUGGACAUAGCAGUCCUCUGUGUCUGAUUUCCUUCACCACUGAGUCCCAGGUGCUGGACUCACUAGAAGUCCACAAGUGGCACCCGGACAGGGACCUGGAGCCUUUGCCUGCACGACAGGACACGACAGCGACACUGCCACCAAUUUCUCUUGAGCUUCUUUCCCUCGGAAGAACUCUCUUUGAUGAUCCUUUUCCUAAAGAGGUUGACAGCUUGUCCAUGUCCUUUGGCCUUGACCUUGGCUUUGACAUCCACAGGAGAUGCUGCAGCAUCAGAGAACCUCUCAAUUUUAUUCCAUUUGUAUUCAGCAUCGUGUUCCUAACAAAAAAUCGUGCGUAUUAUUCUCCUCACUCAGGUCAACCCGAGUGGUUCCGGUCAUCUGCGGGUGCCCACAGGGGUUGCGGUAGUGACCAGUGCACCAGUGAUGGGGCCACUGGUUGCCAACUUGUCAUGGAUUCCCUCCACACGGGUCCACUCUUGCCCCAAAUGUGGCUGUGGCUGACAGGAACUCAUAAGAUGGGAGAUGCUUGGCAGGGCAAGAUAUUCUUUGAAGAGACUGUGGGCAGGAAGGCAAUGCUAGAACCUGGAACAGCUGUUUUGGGACACUUAGGAGCCCUGAGCUCUUCAAACUCCUGGGCUGCCCUGCUGAGUGAUGAGCUUUCUCUUUCCCCAUCUGUAACAUCAUUCAAACAGGCGUUCUGGCAAUGUGACAAUGCCUUGGGCGGCGGCGGCGAGGAGCCGGCCGGGGGCUUCGAGGACGCCGAGGGGCCCCGGCGGCAGUAUGGCUUCAUGCAGAGGCAGUUCACCUCCAUGCUGCAGCCCGGGGUCAACAAAUUCUCCCUCCGCAUGUUUGGGAGCCAGAAGGCGGUGGAGAAGGAGCAAGAAAGGGUUAAAACUGCAGGCUUCUGGAUUAUCCACCCUUACAGUGAUUUCAGGUUUUAUUGGGAUUUAAUAAUGCUUAUAAUGAUGGUUGGAAAUCUGGUCAUCAUACCAGUUGGAAUCACAUUCUUUACAGAACAAACAACAACACCAUGGAUUAUUUUCAAUGUGGCAUCAGAUACAGUUUUCCUUUUGGAUCUGAUCAUGAAUUUUAGGACUGGUACUGUCAAUGAAGACAGUUCUGAAAUCAUCCUGGACCCUAAAGUGAUCAAGAUGAAUUAUUUAAAAAGCUGGUUUGUGGUUGAUUUCAUCUCAUCAAUCCCAGUGGAUUAUAUCUUUCUCAUUGUAGAAAAAGGAAUGGAUUCAGAAGUUUACAAGACAGCCAGGGCACUUCGCAUUGUGCGGUUUACAAAAAUUCUCAGUCUCUUGCGUCUGUUACGACUUUCAAGAUUAAUUAGAUACAUACAUCAGUGGGAAGAGAUUUUCCACAUGACUUAUGAUCUCGCUAGUGCAGUGGUGAGGAUAUUUAACCUCAUCGGCAUGAUGCUGCUCCUGUGUCACUGGGAUGGCUGUCUUCAGUUCUUAGUGCCACUCUUACAGGAUUUCCCACCGGAUUGCUGGGUGUCUCUAAAUGAAAUGGUUAAUGAUUCAUGGGGAAAGCAGUAUUCAUAUGCACUUUUCAAAGCCAUGAGUCACAUGUUGUGCAUAGGAUAUGGCGCCCAGGCCCCUGUAAGCAUGUCUGACCUCUGGAUUACCAUGCUGAGCAUGAUCGUCGGGGCCACUUGCUAUGCCAUGUUUGUCGGCCACGCCACAGCUUUAAUUCAGUCUUUGGAUUCCUCAAGACGGCAAUAUCAGGAGAAGUAUAAGCAAGUGGAACAAUACAUGUCGUUCCAUAAAUUACCCGCCGAUAUGCGCCAGAAGAUUCAUGAUUAUUAUGAACACAGAUACCAAGGCAAAAUCUUUGAUGAGGAAAAUAUUCUCAGUGAACUCAAUGAUCCUCUGAGAGAGGAGAUAGUCAACUUCAACUGCCGGAAGCUAGUGGCCACAAUGCCUCUGUUUGCUAAUGCAGAUCCUAAUUUUGUGACUGCCAUGCUGAGCAAGUUGAGAUUUGAGGUGUUUCAACCUGGAGACUAUAUCAUACGAGAAGGAGCUGUGGGUAAAAAAAUGUAUUUUAUUCAACAUGGCGUUGCUGGUGUCAUCACAAAAUCCAGCAAAGAAAUGAAGCUGACAGAUGGCUCCUACUUUGGAGAGAUUUGCCUGUUGACUAAGGGACGCCGCACUGCCAGUGUUAGAGCUGAUACAUAUUGUCGCCUGUAUUCGCUUUCUGUGGAUAACUUCAAUGAGGUCCUGGAGGAGUAUCCAAUGAUGAGACGAGCCUUUGAGACGGUUGCCAUUGAUCGACUAGAUCGGAUAGGAAAGAAAAACUCUAUUCUUCUGCAAAAAUUCCAGAAGGAUCUGAACACUGGUGUUUUCAACAAUCAAGAGAAUGAAAUCCUGAAGCAGAUUGUGAAACACGACAGGGAGAUGGUGCAGGCAAUUGCUCCAAUCAAUUAUUCGCAAAUGACAGCCCUGAACUCUACAUCUUCAGCUACUACUCCAACCUCUCGCAUGAGGACACAAUCUCCACCCGUGUACACAGCCACCAGUCUGUCUCACAGCAACCUGCACUCCCCCAGUCCCAGCACACAGACCCCCCAACCGUCAGCCAUCCUCCCAACCUGCUCCUAUACCACCGCAGUCUGCAGCCCUCCUGUACAGAGCCCGCUGGCCUCUCGAACUUUCCACUAUGCCUCCCCUACGGCUUCCCAGCUGUCUCUCCUACAGCAGCAGCAGCAGCAGCAGCAGUUACAGCAGCCCCAGCCUCCACAGCCUCAACAGCAGCCCCAACAGCCACAGACACCCAGCAGCUCCACACCGAAGAACGAAGUCCACAAGAGCACGCAGGCACUUCACAACGCCAGCCUGACCCGAGAAGUCAGACCCCUCUCGGCCUCACAGCCCUCGCUGCCUCAUGAGGUUUCCACCCUGAUUUCCAGACCUCAUCCCACUGUGGGCGAGUCCCUGGCCUCCAUCCCUCAACCCGUGACAGCCGUCCACGGCACGGGCCUUCAGGCCGCGGGCAGGGGCACUGUCCCCCCAAGAGUCACCCUGUUCCGACAGAUGUCAUCGGGAGCCAUUCCCCCCAACCGAGGAGUCCCUCCAGCGCCCCCUCCACCAGCAGCAGCUCUUCAGAGGGAGUCUUCCUCAGUCUUAAACACAGACCCAGAGGCAGAAAAGCCACGAUUUGCUUCAAAUUUAUGAUCCCUGCUGAUUAUCAAAGCAGAAAGAGAUACUCUAAUAAACUGAGAAUAUUCUCAGAUCUUAUUUUAUUCUAUCUCCUGAUAGAUCCCUAUAGCCUACUAUGAAGAGAUAUUUUAGACAGCUCUGGCUUACAUGCAAAAUGUAAAAUAUAUAUACAUAUAUAUAUAUAUUAUACAUAUACUAUUAAAUAUAUAUCUAAAUUCCCAAGAGAAGAUCAAAAGACCUGUUUAGCAUUCAGUGUUAUAUGUCUUCCUUUCUUUAAAUCAUUAAAAGAUUUAAAAUGUUGUUGUAAGAUUAUUUAUUUUUAACCUACUUUUACUUAAUUCCUUUGAUAUAUGUAUUUCUCUAUUUUAUGAAGAGUUCUUGGAUUCCAUGGAUACAAACUGAUUUAAAAAAAAAAAGGCAACUCAAGUGAGCUACUGAAUAGCACCAAUCAAAGCUACUUUCAUUAGCUGUGUCUCUGCAUCUAAAUUUUUAGUCAUUAAUUAUGGAGGAUUAAAGAUCAAAUCCCAUUUUAUAGAUCUAAAUUAUAUCCUGGUGCUUUCGAUUUCGAAUUAGGUUAAAAAACCCACUGUAUGCUUGGCCACCAUAAGAGAUGAGCAUUGCCACUGUUACGAAUAUUUCUAACCUCAAACAUGUUCAUUGAUCUUUCAGAAAGUCGAGGAGAUAUUUGUCUUCAUGUGUUAUUGGACUUUCACCAAGACUCAAUCAAUGUUAGUUGUAAAUAACUUUUCAACCCCAAUAAAAAUAGCUAUUCUAUGCUGUAUGAAGGUAAAAGUCAUCAUUUAAGGAUUUAGUUUUAUUGCUUCACUUCAAAACUUAGAGUUUUAAAUUUUACAAAACCUAAUUGUGACAGUUAUUCAACUGUAAUGCGAUGGCUUGAAACCUACAAUAUUAAUUUAACCUGCAGUGUUUUAUGCAAAAUUGUAUGCUCGAUUCUACAGAUUGCUUGUUUUACACCAAAAAUCAUUACUUUUCUUCCUUCUUGCCAUAAUCAAGCAUCUGAAAAUAGUCCCUGCAUGCUUUUUGAAAAAAAAAAAAAAAGUAGUUUCAAAUCAGUCAUUGUAGGGGAAAGCUUACAGUAUUUCUUAUUUCUAGAAAAGUAUAACCAUUCAUUAAUUGCCUAUAUUAAAAUUCCUAUAAGGCUGACUUGGAUCUCUGACUUAAGUCUAGAAGUGAGGUUUUCACUUUCUUUUAAUAUUAUUACUCUUAUCAUUAUUUAAGUAAUGAUUUGUAAAUCACAGCUUGAUUUAGAGUUACCAGUGUGUUCUGUGUCUUCACUGUAGUUAGUAGUUUACUGUGGUGUUGCAUUAAAAAAAUAAAAUGUGCUAUAGCAUCAUGUCUGUUUGGAACACACUUUGCUGUACGUAUAUUGUAAUUUAAUGGUUAGUAAAUCUUAAGGCAUGUGGUAACUAACAUAGCCCUUAGAUAGAAGGUUUGUUAUUUAAAUGUGCUGAAAAAGUAUGGACAUGAUAACAGAAAGCAGGAGUUAAAGUGAAUGUCUUAGCAUUGUUUGUUUGUUCGUCUGUUUCCUUAACUCUUUCCAUGAUCUGUGAGCAUCUGCUUCUUCUCAAAGAAGUCCCUUAGUAAUCAUUUGUGCCUAAUGCAUCCCACAAAUGUGGUGGAUGACUGGAAUACAAGUGGAAGAUUCCUAUUAACGACUUGUGUAAAUAGCCCACGUUAAGAGAACCACCUAAAGUGGAGGUCUUCGGUAUCUUUGAUGAUACAUUUCAGAAGAACUUACAAAGAUCACACAUUAAAUGGGGCAGGGCCUCCAGAUAGACUUGAGGACAGAAAACAAAAACAAAAGCAAAAACUCUAAAAUGGAUCCAUGCUGCCUGUUAUGCCUUUUAUGGAUAUAAUACCUAUAAUACCAAAAUGAGUUGUCAUGUUUAUUUCCUAGCAGAUCCCAACUUGUGUGGAAGUAAUCAACAAUGCUAGUCAAUGUAAUGUUAUCAUUAACAUGCUGGUGACAUAUGAUGGCAUGUCAGGAAUGGUGUAAGAAAGGGAUUGUUCACUCUACCUAAAACCUAUGGGAAAGCUGCAAGACCAUUUACAUAUCAGUACAAAACUCCUUUAUUUUAUUAAAAUGUUGAGAAUUAACUUCAAUUUAUUAAUAUCAUGUAUUGGUCCUUUAAAUUAUUAAAGGUUUACAUUUGAUAGGACUAAUGGGUUUGGUAGUGAAAUAUUUUUAUAUAUAUAAAAUUUUGUUUUUUUUUAUUUUGAGCACUAUUGGAAAAUAUAAGCAAAAUUGAAUCGCAUGGUCUUUCAGUGCAACCAUAAAAUUUUUAUUCACUUUGUAAUUGGAUGGAUGAAAUACUAAGGUUUAUAUGUUAAACUAAUAAAAUGGUACAGGGUAAAUUAUAUACAUAUAUAUGUAUGAAAAUAUAUACUUAGUUUAAGAAAAAAUGGCUCACAUUCCUGUAAUAUAAAGGUCCAUUGCUAGUUGAAAAGUGACCUCUUUUCUCUGUACAUAGGUAAGCCCGUAAGUAUGGAGUUUUAAUCUGUACAGAAAGAGAUGUAUUAUUGAGAAGAUUGGUCUUUCUGCGGCUGGGAAAAUUGAAGAAUAGUUGAUUCUUGCAACAACUGUAUGAUCAGGGAUGAGUUAGAGUAUUUCUUUUGUCUUUGCUCAAAGCCAUACAUAUAUAAAUAUAUAUAUAUAAAGAUUAUUAAUAAACUCAGAAAUAAACUAAAA